GUGACAUUUUGAAAAAAAAACACUUUUCAUUCAAUUAUCGCUCGGUUUCAAUCAGCAUCUGUACGUUUUCCAGCGUAAAUAAGGUUAAAUGGACAAGCAUAUCUCCUCUUCAACGGAUACAGCACGGAAAAGAGAUUUCGACGAACGAUCAGAAGGAUCUGAUGAAUACGAGGAAUACGCACCGCCAUGUAAACUUACGAAGGGAGAUAUCGAUUAUAGAGUAGAUACGAGUACCACCGUUAUCAAAGCAAGUGUAUCCAUUCCGGAAGAAUCUGUUGGAUUGGUAAUUGGUCGCAACGGUGUAGAGAUUCAAGCAAUCUCUCAAAAAUCAGGAUGUCGAGUGCAGAUUGUCGCCGAACCAUCAACAACUGGGUAUCGGUCGGUCGAUAUUUAUGGAAUUUCGGAGAACAUUGAAGUUGCUAAGAAAUUAAUUAAUGAAGUUGUGGCGCGUGGACGCAAGUUAUCACAAGAGCCAUUGCCUUGCUCUGUUCCACAAUUUCAACCAAUACCGGCAGUUUCAAAUUCGUCAAAAGUGACUAUCAUUAUACCGAUUCCUGCAAAUAAGUGUGGCGCAAUCAUUGGUAAAAAAGGCGAGCAGAUGCGAAAGCUACGGUCUUGGACCAAUUGCGACUUUAUCUUGAUACAAGAAAAUAACAUCGCCGACUCAGUGAAACCGCUUCAAAUUACUGGACAACCAAAAGAAGUAGAGCACGCAAAAGCUCUUGUUGCCGAUAUUCUUGAUGGUUUCGAUGAAUGUCCUCCAGCUGGAAUGGCUGGAAACAGUCCCGUAGCAGCCAUGUCUCUUCAGGUUAAAGUACCACGUUCAACUGUUGGAGCAAUUAUGGGACUUCAAGGAAGUAAUAUUAAAAAGAUUUCAAAUGAGACAGAAACUAAAAUUCAGUUUAUGCCCGAUGAUGAUCCAAAGUUAAUGGAGAGAACUUUGGUAGUUAUUGGAAACAAGAAUAAGGUUUACGUGUGUGCUAGACUACUCCAAAAAAUUGUGGAAGCGAAUUCUGAGAAUGCGAACACUCCAAUUUCUUUGUUCUACAUGUUAAUUCCGGCUUCCAAAUGUGGUUUGGUUAUUGGUCGUGGAGGAGAAACAAUCAGACAAAUUAAUAAAGAAAGUGGAGCCUAUUGUGAGAUGUCUCGUGAUCCAAGUAUUUCUGCCAUUGAAAAACAAUUCGUGAUUCGAGGAUCAGAAACACAGGUUGAGCAUGCAAAACAUUUGAUCCGAGUGAAGGUAGGAGAUAUACCACCGAAUACUCCGUAUAUCAACACUCGAGCUGCUCAGCCACUGCAAUUUAGUCAUCAAAAUCCCACAGCAAUUGACUCAUGGCGUGCGCAACCAUUCACCACACAACAUCAGAAUUCAUUAUCACUUCCACAGCCUCAAGCACAUCAAUUCCCAAAUCUUAUGGCUUAUUCAGCUCGACUCGGUUAUCAAUCUCAUCCUCCACAACAUAAUUCAAAUGUAUACGCUUCUACAAUACAACAAUCGUUGAAUUCGCCAUCAGCUUCAGUUGUUGCAUCGAAUUCAAGGUUCCUAGAGUCAUUAUCAUCAGUUGAAGGAGCAUCAGAACCAGGACCGUCAUUAUACGCGAGAUAUGUUACAGAAGUUGAACAAUCUGAAAAGCAGCUUGCUCUUCUAGCAGCACAAAAAGCCGAUUCAAGCGCACCGAAUUAUGAAUCUGAUGAUAAUAAAGCAAGAAUCAUGGAAACUGACUAUUCCGCACAGUGGUUACAGUAUUAUACACAAAAUGGAGACGAAGCCGCUGCAGAAGCCGUACGAAAUAGAAUUGCAGAAUUGAAGCAACUCGGUGAAUCUGUGGGAUAUCCGGCGCACAACUGAUUUUUUUCCGAACGGUAUCAUGUUUUUGAAAGUAGAUAAUUAUAAAAUAAAACAUUUUGUUAUCAAUUCC
This is a messenger RNA of Caenorhabditis elegans, 1919 nucleotides long. It is a transcript of the gene fubl-4, whose product is annotated as K Homology domain-containing protein. The transcript is spliced from 8 exons. The record is from RefSeq and is marked reviewed. Gene Ontology annotation, cellular component: nucleus. Gene Ontology annotation, biological process: regulation of DNA-templated transcription. The coding region runs from base 89 to 1849 and encodes 586 amino acids. Gene Ontology annotation, molecular function: nucleic acid binding; RNA binding. NCBI's taxonomy places the organism in Eukaryota, Metazoa, Nematoda, Chromadorea, Rhabditida, Rhabditidae.